This is a messenger RNA of Chiloscyllium plagiosum (whitespotted bambooshark), 547 nucleotides long. Lineage: Eukaryota; Metazoa; Chordata; Chondrichthyes; Orectolobiformes; Hemiscylliidae. The record is from RefSeq and is a predicted model, not a curated record.
GUUUGAGCUAAUUCCAUGUUCCCCACAGACCAGAGGUAUAACCAGCCGAAUGGAGCUCACUACCUGAGGGAUAGCCCAGAGGGAGAAUCUGCCUACCAGAUCCUGACGGUCAGUCAGCCCAGUAUGUCCCCUGAGCAGAUGGCCAAACUAUACAGACCGAGUACACUGAUCGAUAAAGCACAGAUCCACAGCAGGUGGCUGGAUUCCUCUCGUUCCCUGAUGUCGCAGGAGAUCAAGGAGAACGAUAAACUCCUAAUCCGGUUCAAAUAUUUCAGCUUCUUCGACAUGGACCCCAAGUAUGACGCUGUGAGGAUUAACCAGCUGUACGAACAGGCGAGGUGGGCUGUACUGCUGGAGGAGAUCGAGUGUACCGAGGAGGAGAUGAUGAUGUUCGCAGCCCUACAGUAUCACAUUAACAAGCGUUCCCGGUCGGGGGAGACGGAGGAGGUGUCCCAGGAUCCGGAGCUGGACGAUGUGGAAGCUGCUCUCUCCACACUCGAGGUCAAACUCGAGGGAUCUAACACCAAGGACGUCCUGGUAAGGCCGA